This is a messenger RNA of Amphibalanus amphitrite, 2238 nucleotides long. Its product is annotated as dual specificity protein phosphatase 14-like. Gene Ontology annotation, biological process: protein dephosphorylation. NCBI's taxonomy places the organism in Eukaryota, Metazoa, Arthropoda, Thecostraca, Balanomorpha, Balanidae. Gene Ontology annotation, cellular component: cytoplasm. The coding region runs from base 406 to 1128 and encodes 240 amino acids. Gene Ontology annotation, molecular function: MAP kinase tyrosine/serine/threonine phosphatase activity. The record is from RefSeq and is a predicted model, not a curated record. The transcript has 3 exons.
GCGGCCGGCGACCCUCGACCUCAGUGUUUGGCGCGCAGCCGACGGAGCAGGUCACACCUCCGCAGCGGACGCAACUCGGUCCCGACUCCGGCCGUUGGUGCAGAGCUGCUGUUCAGACUCGGACACAAUCCCUGUGAGAAGUGCCCACCCAGGCCAUCAGACAGUGCACCAGGCCGACCGGUCGCUCCUCCCAGGUCCCCGAACAGUGCGUGCGCCGGCCGGUGUUAGCGCCCUGCGGAGACUGCAGUCCAGCGUGCACGGCGGCACAGCCUACCCAGCCGGCGGCGUGUGCAGCGGCACAGUCUACCCCGCCGUCCGCAGGCGGCUGCCGCUGACUGAUUUCACGGCGGCGUUCGGGGAAUGCGAUCGGCUUAUUGAAGCGGGAGGAGCAAACCGGCAACAACGAUGAGCCGGCAGCGGCCCGCCUCGUCAUUGGUGCGCGCCGAUGACGUCUUCUACGAGCUGACCGAAAUCAACGACUACAUCGUGCUGGGCGGCGCGCCGGCCGUCACCGUCGACCGGAUCCGCGCGCUGGGCGUCACGUGCGUCAUCAACGUCACGCCGCUGCCCAACCUGCCCAUCAGCGGCGUCGACUACCUGCGCAUCCCCGUGGAGGACGUGCCGACGGCGCCGCUGGCCGCCCACUUCGACACGGCCGCCGACACGAUGGAGCGGCACCGGCGGCGCGGCGGCCGCACGCUGGUCCACUGUGUGGCCGGUGUCAGUCGCAGCGCCUCGCUGGUGCUCGCCCAUCAGGUCAAACACGCCGGCCUGUCGCUGCGCGAGGCGUUCGCGCGGGUGCGCGCGCGCCGCCGGGUGGUGCGGCCCAACGCCGGCUUUUUCGCGGCGCUGGUGGAGUAUGAGCGCCGGGUGCGCGGCGCCGCGUCCGUGCGCAUGGUGCCGCACCCGGCCGGUGGCGCCGAGCUCAUCCCCGACGUCUACGAGGUCGAGUACCGGCGCCUGAUCGGCUGGGCCGACUGGCUGCGCUCCAAGGGCCUCGCCCACCGGGUGAACAUUUUCCGGACGGGUCGGAAGGCGACUGAGGCCGACUGUCCUCCGCUGGAGAGCGCCGCGGGCAGUCGGGCCGACCUGAGCCCGGCCCCCAUCGACACCCCGGCCGUCUCGUAGCGACUGUCAGCGGUCUCAUCUUCUCUCAGAGCCGUCACUCACACACGCACCUCACCGCUGGUGGUGGGACACGCACAGAGCCGCCACAGAGGCGCACACGGGCGGGGCGAACCGGGGAGUGACGCCUCGCCGGGUCGGGUAUCUGGUGCUGUGUCACGCAGUGCCAGGUAUGGGGUAUCAUAUACGGCAGGUCGGACCCGUUGAGCUUGGAAGGGGCGGACAGUGUGACAGGUGCCGUGUUCGGACGCACCGACAGGUGGGAUCCGGUGACCGAACCGGUGUGAUUCGGUGUCUGAACUGAAGGGAUCCGGUGUUGGACAGUGCGGAUCCGGUCUCCAAACCGGUGAUAUCCGGUGUUGGAGUGUUCGCGCUCGUGCCAGCGACCCGACUACUGCUGUCACGCGCCCUGUUGGCUCUUGUCACUCUCGUCUUUCAUUUCCGCGCCCGGUCGUGUUGGUUUCGUCCGGCGUCGUGCACAAGCUCUAUGCUACUCGGGGCGCGCGGGGGAGGGCCCGUAUUCUGUUUCUAGAACGGCUACUGAUGGUAGAAUAGAGCGAUGUGGGGCCAGCCGAGGUCGGCCAAAUGGUAUCGAUGACGCUUUGCAUGAUCGAUGUCUCAACAUUGUUUCACCAGCUCGACAAGACCUUGUCAUGUGUGUGCGCAACACAAUGUCGUUGGUCAUAUGGGCAUUUCCACUUAUUUCGAAGCUCCAGUCUUAUAGCUCAAGGCUGAAUUGAAUUUCCCCAUUUUAUGAAAUUCUGUCCGGUCCGCAAAGAAGUAUACAAAAUUGACUUCUGUCUGUCUUUUCUGAACGAUUGGAUCAUCGAUAUCAACUUUUAUUUUGCACCGGUAAAACCAAUUCUUUCAAAUUCAAGUAGUAAGAAGUCCAAAAUGUCCUACUAACUGCAAUGUCUAACAAAUCAUGCAUGCCAAUGAUUGACAUCUGCUAAUCCUGUGAGCCAAAACUCGUGUACUUUCGAGGCCCACAGUGCCUCAUAAAAGCGGCUAACGUCGCCCAUUUGCCUCCAGAUUCGAGGCUUUGGUUGACCCACGAUGUUUUUGUUUCCUUCGUGUACAAGAGUCGCACAACAAUAAAUAUAUUCACCAAGG